AUGGCGCGGCUGACCAGAGGUGGCAUCAGAUCAAAGAAACGGUGGCAUAUGCAUGUUGGAGGCGGCGCCGGCGGAAUUCCGGAGGCAUUCUGGGUAGAGAAUUUGACGGAAAAGGUCCACGAGAUCACCGGCGUGGUGACGGAGGUGGGGAAGAACGUGGCAAGGUUCAAGGCCGGCGACCGCGUCGGCGUCGGGAGCAUAGUGGACUCGUGCCAGUCCUGCGAGAGCUGCCACCGGGCCUUCGAGAACCACUGCACCGGCGGGAUCGUCUUCACCUACAACUCCGUCGACCGGGGCGGCGCCGUCACCUACGGCGGCUACUCGACCACGGUGGUGGUGCGCGAGCGCAUCGUGGUCGGGUUCCCGGAGUCCAUGCCGCUCGACGAUGGCGCGCCGCUGCUGUGCGCCGGCAUCACCGUGUACAGCCCCAUGAAGCACCACGGCCUGAACGUCCCCGGGAAGCACGUCGGCGUGCUCGGCCUCGGUGGGCUCGGCCACGUCGCGGUGAAGUUCGCCAAGGCAUUCGGGGUGAAGGUGACGGUGAUCAGCUCGUCGCCGGGGAAGAAGGAGGAGGCGCUGGGGAGGCUCGGCGCCGACGCCUUCGUGGUCAGCAGCAACGCCGACGAGAUGAAGGCGGCGACGUCCUCCAUGGAUGGGAUCCUGAGCACGGCGUCGGCGAACAUCCCCAUGGCGCCGCUGUUCCGGCUGCUGAAGCCCAACGGCAAGCUGAUCCUGCUUGGCCUGCCGGAGAUGCCGCUGGAGGUUGCACCCUUCGACCUGAUCAUCGGGAGCAAGACGCUGGCCGGGAGUAGCUUCGGCGGCAUGGCGGACACGCAGGAGAUGAUCGACUUCGCGGCCAACCACGGCGUGACGGCGGACGUGGAGGUGAUCGGCGCGGACUACGUGAACACGGCCAUGGAGAGCCUCGCCAAGUCCGACGUCAGGUACCGCUUCGUCAUCGACGUCGGCAACACCAUCCACGACGGCGGCGCCGCCACCGAGGUUACUGCCGCAGACAGCACAGCGUCGCCGUCGCCGUCGCCGAAGCCCACCGCUGGCCAUGAACACCAUGCUUCAGGGACAUGUCUAACAAAAAAAUCAAGUUACAAACCUGCGUUUAGUGCAGUCACAACAGUGCAUCAGUCAUCUUUCAAGAUACAGGCUAAGCUCACAACACUUGACAAGCCAUUUCUUUACCACUGCAACAUUGCCGCGAACAUUACCAAGCAGUUCAGUUCAUCAUCCGGAACCGCUGCUCAUGAUUCAAAUGCUUGGGCAUCUUGA
Molecule: messenger RNA, 1284 nt
Organism: Oryza brachyantha (malo sina)
Lineage: Eukaryota; Viridiplantae; Streptophyta; Magnoliopsida; Poales; Poaceae
Product: probable cinnamyl alcohol dehydrogenase 5
Exons: 6
Coding region: 1-1284 (427 amino acids)
Biological process (GO): lignin biosynthetic process
Molecular function (GO): cinnamyl-alcohol dehydrogenase activity
Source: RefSeq, a predicted model, not a curated record